This is a messenger RNA of Apaloderma vittatum (bar-tailed trogon), 1470 nucleotides long. Its product is annotated as band 4.1-like protein 2. The transcript has 12 exons. The annotation marks the transcript as partial. Gene Ontology annotation, cellular component: plasma membrane; cytoskeleton. Gene Ontology annotation, molecular function: cytoskeletal protein binding. The record is from RefSeq and is a predicted model, not a curated record. Gene Ontology annotation, biological process: cortical actin cytoskeleton organization. Lineage: Eukaryota; Metazoa; Chordata; Aves; Trogoniformes; Trogonidae.
AAAAGAGCAAAAGGCCAAGUGCUGUUUGACAAAGUGUGUGAGCAUCUCAGUUUACUGGAAAAGGACUAUUUUGGGCUGUUGUUUUAUGAGAAUUCAGAACAGAAGAUCUGGCUAGAUUCUUUGAAGGAGAUUAAGAGACAAAUUCGAAGUUUACCUUGGAUAUUCACCUUUAAUGUGAAAUUUUAUCCUCCUGAUCCUUCACAGUUGACUGAAGACAUCACCAGAUAUUUCUUGUGCCUACAGCUUCGUCAGGAUAUUGCUUCUGGACGACUGCCGUGUUCGUUUGUGACUCACGCCCUCCUUGGUUCAUACACCCUGCAGGCUGAGCUGGGUGAUCAUGACCCUGAGAAACACAGCAGUGACUAUAUCAGUGAAUUCCAAUUUGCGCCCAAUCAAACACCAGAAAUGGAAGAAAAAGUAGCUGAGCUACACAAAACACACAGGGGCUUGACUCCAGCACAGGCGGAUUCCCAGUUCCUAGAAAAUGCUAAGAGACUCUCCAUGUAUGGAGUGGAUUUGCAUCAUGCCAAGGAUUCUGAAGGUGUGGAUAUCAUGCUGGGUAUAUGCGCUAACGGACUGCUCAUUUACAAAGACAGACUCCGGAUCAACCGCUUUGCUUGGCCAAAAAUUCUGAAGAUUUCCUUUAAUCAAAGUAAUUUCUAUAUCAAAGUCAGGCCAGCAGAACUGGAAGAGUUUGAGAGCACUAUUGGGUUCAAACUGCCAAACCGUCGGGCUGCUAAAAGGUUAUGGAAGGUUUGUGUGGAGCACCAUACUUUCUUCAGACUCUUAUCACCAGAACAGCCUCCAAAAGCAAAGUUUCUAACCUUGGGUUCCAAGUUUCGCUACACUGGACGUACGCUAGCACAGACGCAACAGGCUAGCAACCUCAUAGACAGAUCAGCUCCAUACUUUGAACGCACUUCAAGCAAGCGUGUUUCCAAAAGCCUUGAUGGAGCUCCCCUGGGUAUCUCAGACCAAAGUGUGCUAAGAGACCUCCCUGCCACUGGAGGGCAGGCUGCUGGUCAGGCCAAGUUAAAAGAAGAUGACAGAGAAGAUGAAAGCCCAGUCAAAACUCCACAAUUAGAAUUGACUCAGGAUGGAAAGAGCAAUUCCUUGAGAGUAGACGGGGAAAAUAUUUAUGUCAGACAUAGCAAUUUAAUGUUGGAGGACCUGGAUAAGACCCAGGACGACUUACUGAAACACCAGGCUAGCAUUAGUGAGCUCAAGCGCAAUUUCAUGGAAUCCACACCUGAACCACGCCCAAAUGAGUGGGAAAAGCGGCGUAUCACACCUCUGUCCCUACAGACACAAGGGAAAAAAGGAGACCACAUUUUCCAAGUGAAAACGCUGCCUGGGAAGGAGAAGCAGUGGACUGCAAUGCCAUGGAUUGCUGGAGCAAAACCAGAGGAAACUGAUAAGGUGGCUGCCCUGAAACCUACUGCCUUUUUUGCUGCAACUGCUGUGGGCUAG